GAAGAGAGUUGAAGGGUUUUUUUUAGUCAAGGUCACAAAUGCCAAAACUGUCACUGUUAAAUGAUAUUUGGUUUUUUACUGAUGAAAAUUAACAUAUUGCUAUUUAAUUACUGAUUAAAAGUCAUGACUUCUAAUACUAUCAUAGAUUUUUCUAAAAAAUCUAUAGUCUUCAUCACAGGAGCCUCCAAAGGGAUAGGUAGAACAAUCGCUAUUGAAGUAUCCAGAAAAUUGGAACAGAGUUCUAUAAUAGUUUUAAUAGCUCGUUCCCAAAAUGGCCUGGAUGAAACUAAAGCUCAAAUUGGAGAAAUAGAUAAAUCAAUUCAUGUGGAAACAGUUACAUUAGAUUUGUCUAAACCAGAUAUUAACCAAUACAAUGAUCUUUUCAAGAAGGUAUUAAGCAACACAGAUACCAAAGAUAUCAAAACUGGAAUAGUUUUUCACAAUGCUGGGCAUGUUGGAACUGUUAAACAGACAACGGAUUUAUCAGAAUUGGCUGUUUGGAGAGAGUAUUAUGAUCUGAAUUUGUUUUCAACAGUUUUAUUAAACAAUGUCUUCGUUAAACAUCUUAGACCAGUCGCACCACAAUUAGUCGUCAUCAAUAUUACCUCUCUUGUUGGGCGUGUCCCAUUCAAGAAUCUAAGUAUGUAUGGAUCAGGAAAAGCUGCACGAGAAAUAUUCUUUAAAGUAUUAGCUCUGGAGGAACCAAAUAUAAUUGUUCUUAAUUAUAGUCCUGGCCCUGUGGAUACAGAUAUGUUUAAUUCUAUUGCUGAAACCGCUCAAUCGGAAGAAGUUCGUCAGUCUUUUAAGGAUGUUAAGAACUCGACCGUUUUAACUACAGAUAAAACUGUUAAUAGGAUGUUAGAUGUCUUGGAAAAAGGAGAUUAUAAGAGUGGAGAUACCGUCGAUUUUUAUGACAGAUAAUGUUUUAUAAUGUUAUAUUACCGUUAAUUAUGAACAAAGUUGAUAAAACCUUAUAAUAUAAUGUGUUAACAUUCCUACUAUAUAUUAUAUAAAUUUAUUUUAUUGAUAAAACUCAAAUUUUUAUACACAACUACGUAUUUUGGUCGAAUUACUUAGCCAAAGAUGGCAAGUCAUAUUUAUUGAUGAUAUUUUUUAUAAUAUAGUAAAACUAUGAAUCGAAAAAUAAAUGAUAAGAAUUUAA
Molecule: messenger RNA, 1162 nt
Organism: Diabrotica virgifera virgifera (western corn rootworm)
Lineage: Eukaryota; Metazoa; Arthropoda; Insecta; Coleoptera; Chrysomelidae
Product: sepiapterin reductase
Exons: 4
Coding region: 124-921 (265 amino acids)
Biological process (GO): tetrahydrobiopterin biosynthetic process
Molecular function (GO): sepiapterin reductase (NADP+) activity
Source: RefSeq, a predicted model, not a curated record